Suillus bovinus is the source of this 747-nucleotide messenger RNA. RefSeq lists its product as uncharacterized. The record is from RefSeq and is a predicted model, not a curated record. The coding region runs from base 1 to 747 and encodes 248 amino acids. The transcript is spliced from 4 exons. NCBI's taxonomy places the organism in Eukaryota, Fungi, Basidiomycota, Agaricomycetes, Boletales, Suillaceae.
AUGUCGAACACAGUCAAAACAGGUUCCAUCUUUAAUGUCGAGGAGGCUCAGGGCACCGAGAGAGCUCGGCAUGAGACAACAGCCGCCCAGGCACAGGCUGAAGCACCAGACAGUCGUGUUUCACAUCAAGUGGAAGAGAACGCAGAGCACCUUCAAGAAGCAGCAACAAAAGCAGCUCAGGCUGCGCAGGGAAUGGGGCCUGAACUGACGGGAGAGAGAGACACCAGUACUGCCUUUGAUGUCUUAAAAAGCGAAGCGGCUCAGAAGACAAACGCCGCGGCCUCCGAAGGGCAGAUGGAUUUCCGUAUGGCUAAGGAUACAAGCGCAAGUUAUCUAGACCAGGCAAAGACAUUGGUGGAAAGUAUUGCCGCUUCUGCUCAGGAUUAUCUUCACGGUAGCACAGAUCCGCAUGCCAUUUCAGAAGGAGAUGCCGUAUCAUCAUCGCAGACGUCAGCAUUAUCUGGGACAGCUCAGAAGUACUUUGCAUCUGCGCAAGCCGCCGCUCAACCGCACAUUGAUGUUGCACAGUCCACUUUGCAGCCACAGGUCGAGAAAGCACGCGAAACAGUAGAAGGCUACCUCGGGAUGCAUUCUAGUGCCUCGCCUUCUGAUGCGGUUACCCCGCCAUCAACGGACGCGACUACCGAUGCGCCCCUAGAUGUCGAAGAUAUUGCAGGCCUGCCGUACGCAUCUACGACAACCACUGCUGGUGCAGAGGAGAGAAGACUGGAGUCAAAUAUUGUGUAG